This is a messenger RNA of Prunus mume (Japanese apricot), 1299 nucleotides long. NCBI's taxonomy places the organism in Eukaryota, Viridiplantae, Streptophyta, Magnoliopsida, Rosales, Rosaceae. The record is from RefSeq and is a predicted model, not a curated record.
AUGGGUUUCAGAAAUUGGAAGAAGAAAGAAAGAAUUAGGAAUCAUAUUGGAGGUGUUGGAAGUGUUCAUAAUCAAUCUAGACAAUAUUGUAUAGAUCUUAUGCAUCAGAAGCCACACAUCCAAACAGUUUUAGGCAAGCAAUCAGACCAAGCUCAUAUUGAUUAUAGUAUUUGCUUGACAGCUUCCCUUGCUUGCUUGAGAUUUUUGUUGAAGCAAGGUCUUCCUUUUCGUGGCCAUGAUGAGAGUGACACUUCAAACAACAGGGGGAAUUAUUUGGAGCUCUUACAAUUUCUUGCUGAUCAUGAUGAGAAAGUUAAGGCCGUUGUGUUAGAAAAUGCUCCAGGGAAUCUCAAGCUAAUAGCUCCAACAAUUCAAAAAGAUCUGAUGGUAAUGGGGUUUCGUUAUGUGGACAAAAGUGGGGAUGUAAUUGAAAGGUUUGUGGGCAUUCAACAUGUUAGUGACACUACAUCAAACUCACUAAAGGAGGCUAUUGACACAUUGUUUUCAAUAGAGGAAUUGAGCAUUUCUAUGCUAAGAGGACGAGGAUAUGAUGGAGCUAGUAAUAUGAAGGCUCUUGUGGUCGUGACAAAGGGAAAUGUUGAUAUUGCCACUUUCUUCACAUCUUGCAAUAGCUUGGUUAAUAUUGUUGGAGCAUCUUUGCUUAAAUUGAUUAUUGAGGAUGGCUCCACUGAUAAUAUAGGUGAAGCAAAUAAGUCAUUAAGAGAUAUACAAUCUUUUGAGUUUGUAUUUUGCCUAUUUUUCAUGAGAUCUAUAUUGGGAGUCACAAAUGAUUUGUCACAAGCAUUACAAAGGAAAGACCAAGAUAUUGGGAAUGCAAUGACUUUAGUCAAAGAUUGCAAGGACCAACUACAACACAUGAGAGAGAAUGCAUUUGAAGCCUUGCUUGAUCAAGUAUCUUUCUUUUGUGGCAAACAUGAUAUUGAGGUUCCAAACAUGGAUGAUGCAUAUGUAGCUCAAUGGAGAUCACAUUGGAGAGCUCCUAGAAUAACACAUCUCCAUCAUUAUCAUGUGGAUAUCUUUAUUCAAAUCAUUGAGUGGCAACUUGCGGAAUUAAAUCUUCGUUUUAGUGAGCCAACUUUACCGGUUGCAACAGCUUCUGUGGAGAGAUCAUUUUUUGCUAUGAAUAUUGUGAAAGGUCCACUUCGCAAUCGAAUGGGAGAUCAAUGGUUGAGUGAUAGCUUACUUGUUUACAUUGAGAAAGAUGUGUUUAUUUGUAUUGAUAAUGACUCUAUAAUGCAACGUUUUCAGAGUAUGAAAACUCGUCGUGAAAAAUUGUAA